UGGCGCGGCGGUCACGUGACGGGACGGGGCGGUGCGGGAUGAUGGCGACGCUCGUAUCGCGGCGCGGCGGUUCGGCCGCCAGAGGCCUGGCCCUGGCCCUGGGCGCGCUGCGGCGGCGGCAGCACACGGCGGCGCCCGCGGAGCUGCCCGAGACGCACCGUCUGCUGCGCCGGACCUGCCGCGACUUCGCCGAGCGCGAGCUGGUGCCCGAGGCCGCGCGCCUGGACCGCGAGCACCGCUUCCCCGCCGCGCAGGUGAAGAAGAUGGGAGCCCUUGGGCUGCUAGCCAUGGAUGUGCCAGAGGAGUACAGCGGGGCAGGGCUUGAUUACCUGGCCUAUUCCAUUGCUGUGGAGGAGAUAAGCAGGGGCUGUGCCUCCACAGGGGUCAUCAUGAGCGUCAAUAAUUCUCUGUAUUUAGGUCCAAUAUUGAAGUUUGGCUCUGAAGAGCAGAAACAUAAGUGGAUCACACCCUUCACCAGUGGAGACAAGAUAGGGUGUUUUGCCCUCAGUGAACCAGGAAAUGGCAGUGAUGCAGGAGCUGCUUCCACAGUGGCAUCACUGGAUGGUGAUGAGUGGAUCCUGAAUGGCACCAAAGCUUGGAUCACCAAUGCCUGGGAUGCCUCUGCUGUCGUCGUAUUUGCUACUACAGACAAAUCCCAGAAACACAAGGGCAUCAGUGCCUUCCUGGUUCCCAUGCCAACCCCUGGGCUCUCACUGGGGAAGAAAGAAGACAAGCUGGGAAUCCGAGCCUCCUCCACCGCCAAUCUGAUAUUUGAGGACUGUCGGAUCCCCAAGGCCAAUCUACUGGGGCAGCUGGGGAUGGGCUUCAAAAUCGCCAUGCAAACCCUGGACACAGGCAGGAUUGGGAUUGCCUCCCAGGCCCUUGGAAUAGCUCAGGCAGCUCUGGACUGUGCUGUGGAUUAUGCGGAGAAGAGAGUGGCAUUUGGUUCACCCAUUACUAAACUGCAGGCUAUUCAGGCAGAACUUGGGAGUCUGGGGGAAGUAAGGCUCUGCCCUGAGGUGUUUGUGGCUGUUGCAGUUCAAGCUGGCAGACAUGGCACUAGCCCUGGAGAGCGCGCGCCUGCUGACCUGGAGAGCAGCCAUGUUGAAGGACAAUGGGAAGCCCUUCACCAAGGAAGCUGCAAUGGCCAAGCUGGCUGCAUCAGAGGCUGCAACUGCCAUUUCCCAUCAGGCUAUCCAGAUUCUAGGUGGGAUGGGCUACGUGACAGAAAUGCCAGCAGAGCGGCACUACCGUGAUGCUCGAAUCACAGAGAUCUAUGAGGGAACCAGUGAGAUCCAGAGACUGGUGAUAGCAGGUCAGCUGCUGAGGGAGUACCGGAGCUAAAGCAGCUAGUUGGAGAAGAAUCCAGUCUAAGUGCCUAAUAACCGGUGUGCAGAAGGCAGGAGGAGAGAAGGUGAAAAUGCCUUCGUCUGUCCACCGAUCGUUUUGGUAAUCAGGCUGAUCCUCUAUGGGAAAGGGAUUGGCCAACACACAAUUUGUCAAAAAAAUUUCAUGUCUUCUGGGUUUAUAAAUGUGACAAGUGAACGGCUCUACCACCCAGCUUGCCUUCAGAGUAAAAGAGGGUUCAGGGCUCUUAAAAGGGAGUGAGUGUUUGCUUUGACCAAGGCACUGACCAGCUGGUGUUAGAUGCUGCCACUACCUCAGACUCGCACACAGUUUACCAUCAUAUCUAAUUUUGCUAAGGAUGGCUCUGAUUUUGAUCUCUGAAUAACUGGUUGCAUUUAUUAGCCUUUCCUAUACCCGUCACAUUACUUAAAGGUAAUUUGCCCUCACCUGGUGCCAAUGACAAAGCUAAACUGAAAUGAUGGGGUUAAGUACUAGCUAAUGUGAAAAGUCCAAAUGGGAGAGGUAGCGUGUUCUGUUCUUGUAGAUUUUUGCUCUGACAGUAGGAAUGUAGCACAAAGGGAACUUCCUUAAAGGUUACUUACAUUGGGGUCAUGGGUACCAACUGAGAGUAAGGUCCAUUUGUACUACCCUAGACUGAUUGUUGCACUACCUCUUCAUGGUGGUUUUUAAUGAAUUGCACAUGUUGAA
Molecule: messenger RNA, 2055 nt
Organism: Alligator mississippiensis (American alligator)
Lineage: Eukaryota; Metazoa; Chordata; Crocodylia; Alligatoridae
Gene: ACADS
Product: acyl-CoA dehydrogenase short chain
Exons: 10
Coding region: 39-1256 (405 amino acids)
Biological process (GO): butyrate catabolic process; fatty acid beta-oxidation using acyl-CoA dehydrogenase
Cellular component (GO): mitochondrion
Molecular function (GO): flavin adenine dinucleotide binding
Source: RefSeq, a predicted model, not a curated record